AAGGGUUUUACGAGGUGCAUAAGCAGAGUAAAACAAUAGCUCGUUCACAAUAUUUUCUCCAGAUAACCGUGAUCGUCGACGAUGCCAAAGUCUAAGCGUAACAAGAUAGUUUCACUAUCAAAGACGAAGAAGAAGGGUAAGGAACAUAAAGAAUCAAUCGUGAAUUCCAUAAGGGAAUCUGCGGAAAGUUACAAUUCUAUCUAUGUUUUCUCCUUCGAGAACAUGAGAAAUCUUAAAUUCAAGGAGUUUAGAGAGCAGCUCAAGUCUAGCAGCAGAUUUUUCCUUGGUUCAAAUAAAGUUAUGCAAGUUGCAUUAGGCCGUUCUGCUUCUGAUGAGAUUAGGCCAGGUCUUUACAAAGUCUCUAAGCUUCUGCGUGGGGAUGCUGGACUUUUUCUUACCAACCUGACAAGAGAAGAAGUCGAAAGCCUGUUUAAUAAAUUUGAAGAAAACGACUUUGCAAAGACAGGAACCAUUGCAACUGAAAAGGUGGAACUUUUGGAAGGUCCUUUGGAUCAGUUCACACAUGAGAUGGAGCCCUUUCUGCGCAAGCAAGGCAUGCCAGUUCGGUUGAACAAAGGUGUUGUGGAACUUGUUUCAGACUUUGUUGUCUGUGAGGAAGGAAAGCCUUUGUCACCAGAGUCUGCUCGGAUACUGCGUUUGUUGGGUAUCAAAAUGGCUACUUUCCGAUUAAACUUGAUAUGUAGAUGGAGUCCUGAGGACUUUGAACUUUACAAGGAAGGACUAGAAGAAUCUGAUGUUGAAUGCGCCUAGACCAAUGCUUCCAGAUUGAAGACAAUCAUUCAAAUUUCAUGUAUUGUUACCAUCUUGGUUGUUAUGGAUGACAAUGUGUUAUCACAAAGUAAAAUGCAGCUGCAUUACCGUUGGUGCUGGUUUCUUAGUUUUGUAUUGCUUUCUUGUUAUUGUAGUCCAGGUGUUUAGCUGGUUUAUUUUAUUCUGCAACUGUUGCACUAAAUUUUGAUAUCUUUUAACAUAUUUGCCUCAUUAUCUCUGUAAAAUCUUCUGUUAUAGUAUUAAAUCCAUUUGAAAUUGCAACA
Hibiscus syriacus is the source of this 1055-nucleotide messenger RNA. RefSeq names its product mRNA turnover protein 4 homolog. Gene Ontology annotation, biological process: ribosomal large subunit assembly; nuclear-transcribed mRNA catabolic process; ribosomal large subunit biogenesis. Gene Ontology annotation, cellular component: preribosome, large subunit precursor; nucleolus. The record is from RefSeq and is a predicted model, not a curated record. NCBI's taxonomy places the organism in Eukaryota, Viridiplantae, Streptophyta, Magnoliopsida, Malvales, Malvaceae. The transcript is spliced from 8 exons. The coding region runs from base 82 to 771 and encodes 229 amino acids. Gene Ontology annotation, molecular function: RNA binding.